Messenger RNA from Bacillus rossius redtenbacheri, 11330 nucleotides. RefSeq lists its product as uncharacterized. NCBI's taxonomy places the organism in Eukaryota, Metazoa, Arthropoda, Insecta, Phasmatodea, Bacillidae. Bases 242 to 2827 code for a protein of 861 amino acids. The record is from RefSeq and is a predicted model, not a curated record. The transcript has 11 exons. Gene Ontology annotation, biological process: double-strand break repair via nonhomologous end joining; interstrand cross-link repair. Gene Ontology annotation, molecular function: damaged DNA binding; 5'-3' DNA exonuclease activity.
AUUAUAAUUCGAUGAUGUCUGCGUGUCUGCCACCAUAACAAGCUUCGGAUAGCAAGCCCAUGUAAAUGAGUUAAUUUAAUACGUGUACAUAAUAUAUAUUUUUUUAAAUUUAUAUUGAAACGAUGACAGAUAUCAACAAACGGAUAUUUUUGCUUUGUGGCAAACUGAUAACAGGUUGUUUUCCAUCACGUAAUUUUAUAGAAACAAACUAGGUUAAGAAUUUGUGAUCUCAGAGUGCGGGAUGGACAGACACGUGGCCGGACCGUCGUGGCGGCCCCAAGUCAGCUCCCAGGCCUCGCUGCCGUCGACAGUCACCCAGAGAAACAAGCGGAAAAGGCUGUCCCUCGGCCGGCCGCGGAAAUCUAGCACCGGCGUGGUCGAGAAGGACGCUGAAAAGGUUGAUACGGAUGUGGUCGCCGGUCUACGUUCACCGCCCAAGAUUUUCUCCCAAGUCGCUGUCCCCGAGGUGGGGAAACUAGACACCAGUGCUGGCCCCACUGCUGGCGGUGCGGGGAACAGCUUUGAAGGCAGCACGAGGAAGCACUUAGCGGAAGAAGCUCCCGAGUACUGCCCGAUCUGUCAAAUGCCGUUCAAGAACAUUAACAUACUUCCCAGUGUGCAUGCAGCUCAGUGCGAUGUGAAACUGGACGAAUUGCCAGAGUGCAGUAAAGGCGAGAACUGCUCAAGCACGAGUGUGUUCCACUACCGCGACUAUGCGCACAGGGCCGUGGCUACCAGGCGGUCCGUGGCGGUGGCUUGCGAUGGCAUGACAGCAGUUCGUCCUGCCCUCACUGUGCCGGAGGUCAAGAGAAAUCUGAGCUUCGACAGCAGCAACGGCAACAGCAGCUCGACAAAGUCCUUGGGUUGGUUGCAGAACCAGAUACGUUUGAAACAGCCUUCGGUGUUGUGUGCAGAGCCCAUCGAGAUUUCUUCGUCUUCAGAUGUAGGGAUGAAUAAUGUGCCUCCAGAAAAAUUACCCAAAACUACUCUCCCUUCAGAAAACUCUUUUGAUGAUAGUGCGCUUACUGUAGAAAAUUUGUGUGAAAAUGCAUUCAGUCACAUACAGCCAAGCAGAGGUGGCAAUGUCGAGACUUGUAGAGUGCCUUGCGGGGACACGUGUUUCGACGACCUUGAAUUCGACAGUGAUGACAGCUUCGGGAAACCCUUGCGAGCGUCGCUCUCGGUGACUCUGUCCCCGGACAAAAACGGCAAAGUCGCGCUGGAGAGUCCGGUGAAGAUCCAGGUGUCGUGCGGUAGAGAUGGGUGGGACGAGGUGGGCUUCGACUCGUGCGCGGGAGCGAACAUCGGCAGCGUCAAGGUGACCGUGUGCGAGUGCUCGAAGAGCGUGCACGUGGACUGUGUUGUUGGUGACGGUGGCGUCAGCGUCAACCAGUCCAGCUUCAAGCUGUCCACCAUCGGCAAAGGAAGCGCGUCGCUCAGCGCUGCACACGACGGAGCUUCUGGCGACGGGGGCGCUGCACAGAGUGUUAUUGCUAGUCCAUCAUCUUCUAAGACUGUGGCAGAAAGUAGUUCCCACGUAUCCAGUUCAUCAAGCAUGGUACCAGUGGAGAAUGCCACAGAAUACAACAAAGAGAAUGUCGUCGGUGGCAGCAGGAAUGCCUCGGCCAGAGACCAGUGGCAGCGGCUGAUGCCCCGGGCGCGGGACAGGGAGCCUCGGGAGCCUCCUGCCGUUCACGUCGCCGUGUCCGGCAGCUCGGUCAGCACGGGAAGUGUUUACAAGUCCUGCCCACACUACAAGAGAGUUCCGGAUACAUCAUUUGCUGUGGAUGCGUUCAAAAAUGCCCCUUUUCCAGGAAUCACUACGUAUUUUUUGACUCAUUUCCAUGCGGACCAUUACGGCGGCUUAAGGAAGUCUUUCAACCAACCCAUUUACUGCAGCUCAGUCACAGCUGCUCUUGUCAGGCUAAAAUUGCGAGUUGAUGAAAAGUACAUCAGGAAAAUUGAUAUUGACGAAACUCGCUGUAUUUCUGGAGUAUUAGUAACUGCUCUUGAUGCUAAUCAUUGCCCUGGUUCUUUGAUGUUCCUCUUCCAACUGAAGGAUGGCCGAAACUUCCUUCACGUUGGAGAUUUUCGCGCAGAUCCGAAGAUGGAAUCUUAUCCGUGCUUCUGGAACAUCAUGAUCGACAGACUUUACCUUGACACCACGUACUGUCAUCCGAAACACACAUUCCCACCUCAGUAUGAUAUGAUCGCUAAGGUAGUGGACAUUGUAAAUGACCACACCAUUAAGGUUCCAAAAACGUUGAUUGUUUGCGGAACGUACACAAUUGGUAAAGAAAAGGUAUUUAUGGCCAUCGCUGAGUUGCUGGAUUGUAAGUUGUGGGCUCGUGCGGACAAACGAAAAGUCCUGGAAUGCAUACGAGACCCUGACAUCACCAGGAGACUGACGAGCAGUCCAUCAGAUGCGCAAGUUCAUGUCUGUCCGAUGGGUGAUCUCAAUUUUCAGACGAUGUCAUCUUAUUUGAAGCAGUACUCAAGAGUAUAUAAUAAUAUAUUGGCAUUCAAACCUAGUGGUUGGGAGUUACGUGCCAAAGGUGAAGAAGUUACCCGUGUAACUCAAGGAAAUGUUACAAUCUGCGGUGUUCCCUACAGUGAGCAUUCGAGCUUUUGCGAGUUGAAAAGGUUUGUCAAGUUCCUGAAGCCGAAGGAGGUGUUCCCCACUGUCAACUUGUCGUCGCUCGGCACCAUGCAGAAGUACUUCAAGGAGUGGCUCUCGGAGCAGCCGCUGAAGAGGAGGAGCGACGAUGCUCCCGUAGUCCAAACAAAGCUGACAAAGUACAUCGUCAGGCAGACGUCGUCCUUAUGAAAUUACUAACAUUUGUGGAAUCGUGGGGUGCUACACAAAAAAAAAAAUGCAUCACAUUGUGCGCGUGUUAAAUUAUAAGUUUUUAUUUCAAAUUUGAAUAUAUUUUUUUUUACUUAGUGGUACCCUUGCAACAAAAAUAGGGAUAUAUAAAAUUCUUGCUCAAAUAACUAGUCUGUUGGAUUUCUAUUCCAUUUUUGUUGAUUUGCCAUUGUCCUGGAUGGUGAAUGAUAGUGGGGAAAAAAUAAAAAUACCCUUAACCUGGUACAUACGGAUAUUUAGUUUUAAUAGCAAUAUGUUUUUUUUUUACUAUGUAUUAAUAGCUCUGCUGAUUUUGGCAGUUUUUUUAAUUGCAAUUUAAAUUAGGCCUUUGUGAAUACUGUUUUUUUUUUCUCAAUGAAGCGAAUAUCAAAUCAAUUUUUUAAAAUAUUCUCACAGUUGGAUAAUGCAUAAAAUUUUACUUGUACAUUUUUAAAAUAUAUUUUAUAUAAUCUGAAAUGAGCAAAAAAAUUCCCAACAUGGUUUGUGAGCCAUAAGCCUUUGUGCUUAACUCCACCUUCAACUUAAAGUAAUUUACGUAUUUAUUUAUUUUUUCAGUUUUAAUUACAUACAAAGAUUUUGCAGGGAAAUAUGGAAACUUUUCAGCUAGCCUAAAUGCAGAUUUCAGUGUUUAGUGUUAGAGGUGGAAAAAUUAGCAUCAAUUUUUUCCAAAAUUAGCAUUUAUGAUUUUAUAAAUUAGCAUUUCUAAUGCACAUUAUUUAUAACUUAUUAUUUACAUCCUUAAUAUUUGUAAACAAAAUAUUUGUAUAUAGAAAUACCUUUAUUUCAGUUAUGUUUAAAAAAAAUGGAUUUCUAAAUGAAAACAAAAAAAAAUUUAAUGCUUAUUUGUAAUUGGUAUUGCAAUAUUCUAUCAAACAUUAAGUCACAGGCUUAAUUCAUAGAAUAAUACACAAAUAAACUGUAUUAAUUGUGUGAGGCUUAUAUUUUAAAAUUAUUUUGGAUACGUGUAACUGGACUGCAUCACAGACUCAUGGCAGUAUUAUGAAUCAUCGUGGUCAUAAGAACUAGUGUAGAGAAAAAUUAUCAGAAAAUCACCACAUGGUUCAGUUGUAACAUUUUCAAGAGUGCCAAGUAUCUGUAGUACUGUGCUGUGGUCACUACUGUAGUUUCACACUCCCACUAAAGCAAAGUGCAAGAGAGUGCAGGCCUGUUUUGUUUUUACCUUAUUAGAAAAAACAUACACCUUUCUUCUGUGAGAUGAGAAAAUCUGUGGCAUAGAUGGUGGACGUAUUGUUUUUGUGUAUUAACUGAAGUGCUGAUAGUUCUUAAGUGAGAGACAUAAAUUAAAAUAAUAAAAUUGUACAUGCACAUGUGUACUACUAGAAUAACUGCAAAGUAUGAAUAUAAGGUUCAUCAAAUUACAAAGUCUACAAGACAGUGUGAAAAGUUACAUUUGGUAGAACUAUUUUGAAAACUAUCAAAAAUUAUGUAGCAGUUCUGUGGCAUUUUAUAAAUGAUAGUUUUACAAAUGAAUGACAAUCUAAACUGAUAAGCUAAAAAAAACAUUCAUCUAGAAAAAAAGCUAAAAUAGAAUUUAUGUUGAAAAUAAGCCAAAAAAUAGAAUCUAAAGUGUAAAUAAGCGAGAAGAAAAAGCAUUUAAAGCAAAAUGCAAAUUUUUCCAGCACCUAUUUUGGGAAUUUGUGAUUUUAAGCUGAGGUGAAGUGAGAAUAAAAGAAGAAAAAAUCCUGUGUUAGUACAGCUGAGAUAUGAGCAAGACAGUAAGUAGAAUCAACAUAAGCUCAUUAUCUUUCUGAUCUUUAAUCGAAAAUUCUCUCUUGUAACGAGUUGCUGUACUGUGUAUAGUGCUAUCGAGGGUUGAGUACGUGCUGUGACCGACUUGUACCAAAAUCAUCUGACCAGCUUACAGUCUUUAAUUAUUAAAACAAACUCAAACUUCAAGCACGCCAUUUAAGAUUAUUGGCCAUUUGAGGAACUUUUUAACUCUCAGAUGAAAUAAUCUCCUUGAGUAUUUUUAAUUAGAGUGGCUGAGUGGACCUAAAGUUUUAUUACACCAAUCCCUCAUUUAGCACAUCUUCAGAUUUCGUGAAUUAAUUUAGUGCAAUGAUAAUUUUACUGCCCCAGUCUUGAAUAGCACGUCUGUAAAUUUCUGUUAGCGCAAAAUCUCCGUAGGCACAAAAAUGUCGGGUCUGACGCCAUGAAGUCUAUUUCAACUUCUGUAAACAACAGAUAUGCCGUGGCAUAGUUAGUCAUACAAGGGGGGAAUAGAUGCGUGCGCAGGUCUGACUAUGCUAUCGGCUGAUGUACAAACAUCAGCUAUGGCAAGUUAAGUAGCGGCUAUGGAGUGUAAAGGACCAAAUGUUUUUACGUCCGCGCAUAUGCCUCCGUGCCAUACUGUUGUCGCCUGGCAACUGACCGGGUCAGCCGUGAUGAACUUCAGUCUAGCCAGUGGCAGGGAACUUGUACAAACACAAGCAACGUCUGCCCAUUCGUCUGCCGGUAACUGUACGUGCGCAAGCACCUGCAGUAGGAAUCACAUUGGAAUCAUGACUUCCAAGUGAGAGCAUAAUGCAUCGUGUUCAAGCGUUUGAGACAAAACUAGAAGUAUUACGGCGUGCAGAAUGUUAUGAAAGCCACACUUAUGUUGGUCGCACUUCGGUUUUAAGCAAGUCAACUGUGCAAAAUAUGGACUCUAUCAAACAUUUAUAUAAGUCUGAUGCUGUUGGUUGUACAAGUGGGAAUAUAUUUGACAUUAGAUACCGAACAGAAAUGAACAGAUGAUUCACAUGGAAAAGGUUGUUAAAUGAAUGGAGCAAUGAAAAAAAUUAACUGGUCUGACAGGAUUGAUGUGUGAACCAAGCAGUGAUACAUGAAUAAGCAAUUUUAAAUUUUGAAUAAUGAAAAUGUAAAUAUCCGGACAGUAAUAUCAUUUUCAUUGCCAGUAAAGGAUGGUUUGGAAAGUUAGCGGAAAGGUAGGCGAUGUGAGUUGAAGGUCACACCCGGACGAGCAAGUCAAUCAGCCAAUUGAUGAUAACUAUCUCCCGUUACACUGUGUUAAAUUUGUCAUACAAAGUAUUCAAUGGUAGGCUUAUAAAGAUAAAUGAUAAUAUUUAUUACGUAUUCAGUGCAAGCGUGGCUCCAGAGGAAGGGCGCAGGGGGCGAUAGCCCCUUCCAAGCCCAAAUUUUACUUCUUAUUUCUUUGUAGGGAAUAUUAAUGUUAACUUAAAUACUUUCGUUAAUGUGCUAAACUCUUAUUUCAAUAAAAAUUUGUACGAAAAUACCAAAUUUCAGUAUUUGAAGACCAUGUAUUUUGUGAAUAUCCCAAGGGCAAUGUCAUGAUUAUUAACUGCAUCCUCCUGUGUGUGAGAGCCCUGCCCGAGAUGUCUUCCUGGAGCCGCCAUUGAUUCAGUGUUAUUCUACACAUUUAUAUUACGUGAAGAAUAUUUCCCUACACAUUUUGGAACACAUUAAGUAAAUAAGCCUUGCUAUUUAUGGAGAUCAGUGCUUCAGAAUACACCUAUCCUUCACUUAGCACGUCUUCAGAUUGCACGGAUUCAUUUAGCGCGAUGUUAAUUUUACUGUCCCAGUCUUGAAAAGCACGUCUCUAAAUUUCAGUUAGUGUGAAAUCUCCACAUGCAAAAAAAAAAAAAAAGUCGGGUACGAUGCCACAAAGUCUGUUUCAACUACUGUGAACAACAGAUGUGCUGUGGGAUACAGUUAGCCAAACAAGGGGGGAAGAGAUACGCGUUCAGGUCUGACUACGAUAUAGGCUGUUGUACAAACAUCAGCUAUGGCAAGUUUAAUUGCAGCUAUGGAGUGUAAAGGACCAAAUGUUUUUACGUCGGCGCAUAUGCCGCGGUGCCGUACCGUUAUCGCCUGGCCACAAACCGGGCCGUGAACUCAGUCUAGCCAGUGACAAGGAAUUCACACAAACAAAACCAACGUCUGCUCAUUCAGCUGCCGGUAACUGUAUGUGCUUGAUCACUCAUAAUGAAUCGUGUUCAAGUAUUUGAGACAAAACUAGAAGUAUUACGGCGCGCAGAUUGACAUGAAGGCCACGCCUAUGUUGGUCGCACUUUAGUUUUAGCAAGUCAACUGUGCGCACAUUUUCUUUUAAAGAUGUUUUUAAACGUUAUAAACUUUAUCCGUUAGCUUGCGUCGCUGCGGUGUACCGUUUGUAAAAAUGUAGCCAGCGCUAGUUGGCAUCAUUCACGUUUGGCUAUGUUGCUUCCCGUAUAGAGUGCGCACACGUAGUCGAAUAUCGAUAUUGAUAUCUCGCUGAUUGCAUGCAACGCGCGUUCUCUGUCUAGUGCCGUGUUAACUACAUUUGAUAGCCUGCAUUAUUUCGUGGUGUGUACUACGAGUUAUGCGUUAGUUAAGGCUCACAUUUGGGUCACAGAUUUUGUUUUUCUAUUUAAAUUUGAAGAAAGGUUUUUGUUGAAUGACUUAUUAAUUUUAAUUGUUUGGCAUGCUUUUUUAUACUCUACUUUUUAAACAAAAGUACUUUCCAUGAAUAGGUUAUGUUUUUAUGAAUAACUUUACCUAACAACAAUUUUUUUUUCCGCAUAAAAAUCGCACCCAUACUUUUGAAACUUGAUUUUAUUAUAAAUUGUGCGACGAUUGUGCGAUAAGACACGGUAAGCACUAUUAAUUUUUUUAAAAAUUAAAAUUUAAUUAUCCGGAAAGUAAUAUCGGUUUCACUGUCAGCAAAGGAUGGUUUGGAAAGGUACGUGACGUGAGUUGAAGGUCACGCCCGGGCGGGCAGCCAGCCGACUGACGAAGUGCGUAACCACGUUUCCCCCGUUACGCUGUGUUAUAUUUGUCAUACAAAGUGCGAUAGGUGUCAUAGAAAGAUUAAUGGUGUGACAUAUUCAUCGCUGAGUGUUAUUCUACGCAUUUAUAUUACGUAAAGUAUAUUUUCCUACACAAUUUUGGAACACAUUAAUUAAAUUAGCCUUGCUAUUUAUGGAAACUAAUGCUUCAGAAUAUGCGAUUUCGAAUAACACAAGCAUUUUUAGGAAUGAUUUAGUCGUGCUAAGUGAGGGAUAGGUGUACGCGAAUUCAGAUAACACAAACAUUUUUAGGAACGCAUUAGUCGUUCUAAGUGAGGGAUUGGUGUUUGCAAUUUUGUUGGACAUUUUUUUUUAGCUAAAUUUAAUGAAGGAUGGUGCAGGAUUUUAACUUCAACACAUUUUUGUAAAUUACUUGAUGCCAAGUACAUUUACCAUGAACUUUUUAAGGUGGCCAGUUUCCGUUCUACCAAUUUUUUGAUUUCCUGAUAGCUGGUCGGUUGACAGGCACAUUGGAGAGAAAGCUGACUAUAUUGUCUUGCGUGAUGGGCUUCAUGCUUUCCAACCCUAACCCUCUCCCAGUCUGUGUUUUUAGGUUUAGUUUUACUUCAUAUUAGGCCUGUGCGAAAACUAGUUUUUUUUAAUGCUAAGUGAAUAUCACAUCAAAUCUUUAAAAUAGUCAGGAAGUCGAAUUGAAUUGUGAAUAUUGUUCUCGGCGAAGCUGUAUUACACUUCAUAUAUAAAAUAUAGAAUAUAAAUUAAAAAAUAGUGUAACAAUUGUAAUGUUUGAACUGAUUAAGUGGUUAACAGAAUGAACCUUAAUACACUCGCGUGCAACUAAAUCGACUCACCCCUCCAGUGUGCACAAAAAUGUGUAUUUUAAAAAAAAAUUUCUUUUCCGAUUUUCACAAAACAUUUUAUUUUUGACAGCCUAAUCUUUAUCUUUGCAUGGACUCCUUUAUCAUUAAAAUUUCAAAUUAACGUGAUCUGAGUGUAAGCAUAGCAAAAUGCGCUCUAUCUGUAACCUCGCGUUGCUCGCUGCAGUAAUCCCAAUUAUUCCGACAUUUCUCAUCAGUCGCUUAUCAGACAUUGACCUGAACACAUCUCUGCAAGUUACAUUCGUUGUUUUCACAAAACCAUGGAUACUAUGCCAGAAGAAGCCUUGUAAGUUGUUGCUUUGUUGCAAGCAGGCUGCAGUCAACUAGAAGUCGCUCAUCAACUGACCUCAAGCCAAUCUGCAGUCUCAGAAGGUUUCAGGGAGCUGGUACCUUCACUCGGAGACCACAUAUCAGCCGGUACCGGAGCACAUCUGAGAGGUACGAUCGCUUUAUCGUCUCAACUUCACUACGAAAUCGCCAUCGCACGGGCGUCAAUGUGCAACGGGGGCUGAGACAAGUUCGAGGAGUAGUCAAUGGACAGUCAGAAGACGCUUGAAGAAAGCCAACCUUACACCAUGAUCGCCGGCUAGAGGCCCAAAAUUGACCACACGUCACCGCCAAGCACGACUCGUAUUUGGUCGGGAAAACGUCAGUUGGAGCAUCGAUCAAUGGCGGGCCAUCACAUGUUCACUGACGAGAGCAGAAUGUCUCCCCAUGGUAGUGACAGGAGAGACCGGGUCUACCAGCGUCCAGGAGAGCAGUGGUUCCUGCGUGAUGUGGGCUGGCAGGUCUUGUUUUCAUACCUGGUGGGGGCCGGGCGGGGAGGUUUGACUGCUGAACGAUACAUCAAGGACGUUCUCCUGAAUCAUGUUGUGCCCUACGCAGGAUAUAUAGGGGAAGAUUUCAUCCUGAUGCAUGACAGUUCCCGGUGUCAUAACGCGCGUUCUACUCGGCAAUUCAUGGAGGAGGUUGGUCUCAAGACGAUGGAGUGGCCAGUCCUCAGUCCCGACAUGAACCCCACUGAGCAUUUACGGGAUGAGUUGAAACGGAGGGUCCGAGCCAGAAAUCAGUCUCCACCUGACAUCACUAGCUGGAGGAGGAGUGGAUCCCCCAAGACUAGGACAAACCCUUAAUAAGGUCUAUGAGGAACCGCAUGCAAGCCAUUGUAAAGGCAAGGGGAGGUAAUAUGAAGUAUUGGUCUAUAAAGUUUUGUUUGUUUUGCUUGAAUGUUUUGUUUUAAUUUAAUUUCAAAUAUCCCCAAAUGAUUUUUCAUAGACCUGCAUUUUGCUUGCAUUUUUAUUCAAAAUCCAUUAUAAAUAAAAAUACUGAAGAAAUUUUUGUAAUAAUGGUGUCAUUGUAAAGUAAAACAUUAGGCUUUCAAAAAAAAUGUUCUGUGAAAAUCAGUUAAGUAAUUAAAAAAAAAAAACUUUUUUGGGCACAUGGGAAGGGUGAGCUGAUUUAGGUGCACGCGAGUGUGUAUAUAUAUUUUCUUUUGAUUUUUGUAAGCUACCAACUUUGUUUAUACAACACAAAAAAUAAAUAAAAAUAUUUUUAUGAGCGAAAGCUUCACAACAGAUGCGAAUAUUGCAUCAGUACCAAAGCUUCAAGUAUAACGAAGUAGCAAGUUUAUGUUGAUAUCAAAUCAAAUAUUAAAAAAAGCAUUGAUUAAUCCCCUUAGUCGAAGCUUUGCACAGGCUAUCUUCAAAUAAUAUUUACUAAAGUUACACAAACCUGUAUUUGUAUGUUUCAGAAAUGGAAAUAAUACCAAUGAAGUACUAAAAUUAUGUAUGAUAACUAUUUAUGAUAACUUGCUGUCUUUGGAAGAGACAGGUCACAAAACCAACUUCAUAUAAAACAUCAAAAACAACACAGAUCACUCAUAUUUUUGACCACAUGGUGGCAUUGAUCAGGAUUAGAGUAGACAGUGCAUGCACAAAGUUCAAAGCAAACGGUCUUUGAUUUCUAUGUGGGUAUGUCUUCACCACUGUUGAUGUAGGCCGCCAUGUCUUUGCAAAUUUUUUUUUUUUUUUGUACCCUGUCUCUUUUAAAAUUUGUACUGCACUAUUGUUAAAAUGUAUAAUUUUAAAUAACUGUAUUAUAAUUCUGAUAUAUUGUUGAAUAUACGUGUUAGUAACAAAAUGCCCUGUUUAGAAUGUGUAUGUUAUUAAUCCUUAUGUCGUAAAAAAAAAAAGUUGGAAAGAACACAAGUAUGAAAAUGUGUCUAUGUGCAUAUAUAUAAAUUAUUAUUAUUGUUAUUAUUAUUACGAGUGGUAAAGAUUGUGUUUGAAUGAUAGCCCAAAUUGUUUUAAUGUAUGUAUGUAUGUUUAUAUAUUAAUAUUUACUCAUGUCUCUUGUUUCAUUACCUUGCUAUGCUUUGCUCUAAAUCUUUAAAAUUCAACUCAGUCCAAAUCUAUCCAAAAAAGUACAUAUGUAUGUUGGACUUGAGAGUAUGUAACUAUGAACAAGUAUAGUAGCUUGAAUGUGUAAACUGUGUGUGUGCCAAAAUUCAAUACUGUAACCAUGAAGUUGUCUUUACACUUGUAGUUUAUACCAGCCAUAUCUUUGAAAGAUAUAAUUACUUUUGAAAAUUUUAAACAGUAGAUAUUAUGUUUAUUCAAGAUUGAAAUUUUAUCAAAUAAAGUACGUAGUUUGUCUCACAUUCAAGUUAUAUGUCUCGCAUUCAUGAUAUAUCUUUAUGUUACUAGUGUUACAAUGUUAAUACUAAUUUUUUACAAAAUUUAAACUGUUAUUGUAAAUUAUUAUUUUAUUCAUUUAGUAAGGACUAAAAAAAUAAGGUCAAAGUUGCUAUGAAAAGAAAAA